This is a messenger RNA of Penicillium mononematosum, 765 nucleotides long. RefSeq names its product GNAT family N-acetyltransferase. The record is from RefSeq and is a predicted model, not a curated record. The coding region runs from base 1 to 765 and encodes 254 amino acids. Lineage: Eukaryota; Fungi; Ascomycota; Eurotiomycetes; Eurotiales; Aspergillaceae. Gene Ontology annotation, molecular function: acyltransferase activity, transferring groups other than amino-acyl groups. The transcript has a single exon.
AUGGCUUCUCAAAGGCAGAGACCAGAUAUUGGAUUACGUGUCGAUAUCAUACAUCAACCCGAGGAUAUCAUCCAGGCUUUUGACUGCGUGUGCGAGGCCUUUGGUCGUCAAGUGCAAGAUGGGAUCUGGAUAGCCAUGAAUCCGGGAUGGGACACACCUCAGGGAAGGUCAUAUGGAGCCGAGAGAAUGGUAGCCCGCUGGCGCCACAGGACCAACGACAAAGACGGUCUCCCAAACACCAUAUUUCUCAAGGCUACCCUACCGUGUCCGCGGUUUGAAGACAGGCGUAUUAUCGUGGGCUUUGGUAUUUGGGUGCAAGCCUCGAGCGUAGAGGGCCAUGGUGAUCCUCCAGUGGAAGAUCUAGCCAAUUCGAUGGACCUCAAUGCACUGUACCCCGACAACGAGCGUGAACGACGUUACCUCUGUCAAGUUGUUUCCUCUCUGCAUAGAAGACGCACCGAGGUAAUCAAACAGAAAGCCACUGCAGUGCCACCAGCCGUUCUGAUCCUAGACAUGUGCGCUGUCGAUCCAGCGCACCAACUCAAAGGCAUCGCACGAGAACUUGUACAGUGGGGCAUCGAUGAAGCACAUCGACGUGGGAACCUGGAAGCCAUAACCGAGGCGUCCAGUAUGGGUCGACAUGUAUAUGGACAGAUGGGAUUCCAAGCCGACGGAUCUGAAAUCGAAUAUGUUGUGGACGACGAAUUUGGUUCUCGCCCGAAACCACCCAACCUGUUUAUGCGCACCCAAGGAGGCGUGGCUUGA